Prinia subflava (tawny-flanked prinia) is the source of this 9087-nucleotide messenger RNA. It is a transcript of the gene CRAMP1, whose product is annotated as cramped chromatin regulator homolog 1. The transcript is spliced from 21 exons. The record is from RefSeq and is a predicted model, not a curated record. Gene Ontology annotation, cellular component: nucleus. Bases 379 to 4872 code for a protein of 1497 amino acids. NCBI's taxonomy places the organism in Eukaryota, Metazoa, Chordata, Aves, Passeriformes, Cisticolidae. Gene Ontology annotation, molecular function: chromatin binding. Gene Ontology annotation, biological process: pattern specification process.
AACCUCAUUAUCCUAGUGUCAGCCUAAUCUGUAGUCAUUCCAAUGUUUGUGAUAUUCAGAAUUUCUUCCUCUUGUUGGUUAUCUUUCCCCUAGAUGGAAGUUGGAUGGAGGCUCCUGCCAUGAUGUGAAGGCAGCUGCAUCCUAAGUGCUGCUCUUUGCUGGGUGCUCUAACUGGUUAUUUCUUAGAAGUUGACUUCUUUUAGAUAUGCUGUCAGUAAUAUUUUUACAGUCUUUAACAAAAACUUAAACAGUUGUUAGGGUUUAACAGAUAAUGUGCUUUAAUGCCUUAAGCUUGUGUCUACAUCUGACAUUUUGUUCCAAGUGUUUGAAAAAAGCCUUCAGAAUUGAGAGGAUUUGUGAAGUCAGCCCAGGAUCCCAAUGUCAGGUCCGAAAGUUAACAGAUGCCUUCGAAAGCCUGGGGAUGCUCCACUGACACACAAGGGUUCAGGGCUGCCGUGCUUGGCCAGGGUCUCUGCAUGGCCAGGAGCAAGGAAGCAAGGGUGCACAACUUUAGGUUGCUUUAGGUGCCUCCGAAGUUUAUUGCCCUCCAAAUUUAAAAAAAAAAAAAAAAAAAGGGAGGGGGUGGGUGGGUGGAAAUGGGGUGGCAUUAAUUCUCUCCCAGCAGAGGCGGAAGGCAGGGAUGCCGGCCUAGGGAGCCGGUCUCUGCCCCUCUGCCCGUUCCCGGUGACAGAACAGACCUGGCCCACGGUGCUGCUGUCGACGGGGGCGUUGGGGUCGGGGCUGGCCGGAGAGAAGGAGCGCAGGGAGGUGCGGAGUGGGGGCGGAGGGGAGCGGGAACCUCGGGAGCCUCGGCCAGUCCCAGCCCUAGACACACACGGAGGAGGAGAAGCCGCCGCCGCAUCCAGGAGCAUGGAUCCCCCCCUCGCGGCGGGCCGGGCCGCGGCUCUGUGGAUGACAGUGAAACUGGGAGAGAGCAGCGGGGAGGAAGGGGUGAAAAAGCUGGGCAAGAGAGCAGGAGGAGAUGAGGAGUCCCUGGAAGAAGAAGGGGCAGGAGGAGGAGGAGAGGCAGCUCCAGGCAGCAGCAGCACAAAGAAAGAAGAAAAGAUCAUUAACAGCAACACUACCAGCAGCCCCCCACCGAACCCCAACUUGUCACCAGCCCCUGCCUCUCUCCAGCCCUCCCAGAACCAGGACCAGCAUCAUUUUCUCAGGUCCAGCGUCAGACCUCAGAGCAAGAGACUGAAGAAGGAUUCCCAGGCAUCCUCCUCGGUUGGCAGCAGCACUGCUGGGAAAGGCAAAGCAGCAGAUAAUGGGGGGACUGCACCUGGCAGCACAUCGGGAAUUCCUCCCAGCAAUCCCACUGGGAAUUCCAAGUCAGCGGCAAGGAACCUGGGCUCCUCCACAGGAGAGAAGGAAGAAGGGAAGAAGGUCCGACGGCAGUGGGAGUCAUGGAGCACAGAGGACAAGAAUACUUUCUUUGAAGGACUGUAUGAGCAUGGGAAGGACUUUGAAGCUAUCCAGAACAACAUUGCCCUGAAAUAUAAGAAGAAAGGCAAACCAGCAAGCAUGGUGAAGAACAAGGAGCAGGUCCGGCACUUCUACUACCGCACCUGGCACAAGAUCUCAAAGUACAUUGACUUUGACAAUGUGUUUUCUCAAGGGCUGAAAAAAUCUUCCCUGGAGCUGUAUGGCUUAAUCUGCUAUGGGGAACUGAGGAAAAAGAUCGGGGGAUGUAUGGAUGACAAGAACGCAGCUAAACUCAAUGAGCUCAUUCAAGCUGGGGCUACAACUGUUCGUUACAAAGGCAGAAACUUGCGUAUCAAAGCUCCCAUGUGCAGGGCUUUGAAGAAACUCUGUGAUCCGGAUGGCGUGAGUGAUGAAGAGGACCAAAAGCCAGUACGACUUCCUCUCAAGGUCCCUGUGGAGCUGCAGCCACGAAAUAACCACGCAUGGGCUCGAGUACAGAGUCUUGCCCAGAACCCACGGCUUAGGAUGAUCGUGGAGUUACAUCGGAAGGUCUCCAGCCUCCUUGAAUUCCUGAAGCAGAAAUGGGCUCUCCAUGAAGUGCGGGUUCGUAAAACACUUGAAGAACAGCAACUUCAAGACUCCAGAGACUCAGAAACAAGAGGCAGCUUCUCAGAGGAGAAAGUGAUGCUCCAUCUCUUUCCAGGGGAGAACUGUACCCUCACUCCACUGCCUGGGGUGGCCAGAGUGGUCCACUCCAAGGCCUUCUGUACCGUGCAUUGGCAGGAAACAGGCAAAUGCAAACAAAACACAAAAGACUCUCACUUACUCCCCCCUGCCCAAAUCCUCGGCAUACAGAGUGGUCAGGGGACAGCAAGGGGGCAGCUGAAAUACCUGCGGGGAGUGGAAGGUAAGGGUGUGGGAAGGGCAGAGAGCACUACAGAGCCCAGCAGAACCUUACAGCCUACAGCUGAAGUUUCUGCAAGCACUGAAGAUGGUGCCCCAGAGCCUGUCCUGGUGGAAGGAACAGCCUCAAAUCUUGGCAUCAAUAAUUCCCUCCAGAAAGCACCUUCUGGACUUCAGGAUCCAGGAGGACUCCAGGAAAAGCUAAGCUCAGUGGCCCCUUGCAUGGAGGGCAGGGAAGCCCUGGCUAAUGACCAGGCAGCUGUGCUACCCUCGUGCAGCACAAUGUGCACUUGCAGCAAGAUCCCUGAUGUGGAGGAGCUCUCUCUGCUUGAUCCAUUCCCACGGUACAUGAAGUCCUGCCAGGACCUAAUUGUCCCAGAGAAAUGUUCUUGCACAGACAAACUGCAUGGGAAGGACUCUGCUUCAGCAGCUGGUAAUGCUUCUCCAGUGGCUUUUCCAAGCAGGAGGAGUGCAGAGACCUCUGACUCCUGUUCUCAGCUACUGAGAGGUGGUGUGGCUUCCCCUGGCAGCAGCAGAUGUGAAACUCAGGCCAGCCACAGCCAGGGCCAGCAGCUCGAUGCUUGUACCAAGGAUAUCACAGAUGCAGUAAUGGAGGAUUCUCAAGAGAAGCUGGGCUCCUUGUUACCACCUCCACCUCAGGGACAAUCCAGUACAAAGUCUCUCAAAGAUGACCCAAGUCGACUCUCCCAGCAAGUUAGAGAAGAAGGAUGGAGUCUGCGAACCUCUGAGAGCCUUACGCUGGCUGAAGUCUACCUCAUGAUGGGCAAACCGAACAAGCUGCAGCUGGAAUAUGACUGGUUGGCUGUCCUGGAGCCAGAAACCCAGGAUGCUAGAGAGCAAACAUCUGAGUCAAGUGCUGUCCCUGCAUGUUCUACCUUUCACAAGCAGAGACUCUUGAAUUGCCUUUUGAAACUCAUCUCUACUGAAGUCAAUCCCAAACCAACACCUGAGAUGAGCUCCAUUGCCACAUCACCUAUAAAGCCUGCUCAGGAGGAGCAGUCCCUGACUCCCCCGGGAAAGGUGAUUGCCAUCAACACCAGGAGUCCAGGCUGCACACGGAAUCAGUCUGCCCUUCGCAACAAGACUUUUGCUCCUGGCGCUGCUUCCAGUUCCUCAGGUUUGAGAAACCUCCCUAGACCUCUCUUGGUGGCCAGUCCUUCAAGUUCUGGGAGCACUGAGGCCGACAGUGGACUGUUUGCAGUCCCUACAACCCUGCCCCCCAACAGCCGCCAUGGGAAGCUGUUCCUACCCAGCAAGGAAGCAGAACUGACCUUCCGGCAGCACCUGGAUACCAUCAGUAUGCAGUCAGACUUCUUCCUGCCGAAGCCCAGGAAGUUACGGAACAGGCACUUGCGGAAGCCACUGGUAGUACAGAGAACACUGCUCCCCAGGCCGUCUGGAAAUCCAUCCCAGCAUGUCUGUUCCUUUUCUAUCUUAUCCAACUCAUCCAUUACAGGGAGAGGUUCAUUUCGGCCAAUCCAGUCCUCACUGACUAAAGCUGCUGUUUCUCGUCCAAUUGUGCCCAAAGUUCUUCCAACACAGGCCACCAACCAUCUGUCUAGUGCUAUUGACUUGGCAGCUAAAAGUGCUGGCAUUAUACCUGGUAGUCCCAUGCCUGUCCUGGAUGCAGAUGGCUUGCCAGGUGUGUCUCCAUUGUCACCAGAUGCAGUGCACACGGUGGUGACAGAGCAGGAGCCAGCAGUAGCACAUCAGAACGGAGGCUCCAUCACCACUGUGGAGGGCUCAGGCCCAGAGUGCCGGGUGCCGUACAUCAGCCUGCCAACCCGGCCCGAGCAGGAUGGCUUCCAGGGUACAUCAGUCCUUUCUCUGCCAGAACUGGCCAAGACACCUCUCCAGAAUGGUCUGUCCACCCCUCCACUUCCCUCAUCAGAAGCUUCCAGUACUCGGCUCUCUCCUCCCAAUGUUUCUGCUCUCUUGGAUAUUUCCCUGCCUGGACCACCUGAAGAUGUGCUUUCCCAAGGGGAACCUGCCACUCAGAUCAGUGAUUCCAUCAUUGAAAUAGCCAUCAGCUCUGGCCAAUACAGUGAAGGUGUUUCUCUCUCUCCUGCAAAGCUGAAUGGCAGUGACAGCUCUAAAAGUCUUCCGUCCCCAUCUGGUAGUCCUCAGCAGAACUGGAUUGCGUCUCCUACCCACGAUCCUCAGUGGUACCCCAAUGACUCCACAGACUCCUCCCUCAGCAGUUUGUUCUCAAGUUUCAUCUCCCCAGAGAAGGGACGAAAAAUGUUACCAACUCCAGUUGGGAACACCAGUGGCACCUCCUUACUGGGACCCAGCCUGCUGGAUGGAAACUCACGGGACUCCUUUGUGUCGCGGUCCCUGGCAGAUGUGGCAGAGGUGGUGGAUUCUCAGCUAGCUUGCAUGAUGAAUGAGAACAGCAUAGAUUACAUAUCUCGGUUUAAUGACCUUGCCCAGGAACUGUCGAUACCUGAGCCGACUCGCAGGGAGAUCCUGUUUGAUGGAGGAGGUGGUGGUCCCCCGAUAGGGGAUCUGUCACAGUAAGGGAAUGACCAGGAGGCUGAUGCAGACUGUUCAGCUAAGUUGGAGCUUGCAGAGCUGGAACUUGAUAAGGGCAGCAGCUGAGGCUGUUAUCCCUGUCCUGUGUGCUUCUUUCUAACAGAGAAGCAUUGGUUUCAAAGGUCUCAAGAAGUACUUGCAAGUCCUAGAAUGUGCAAUAUGCUGGCAACAACAGGACAUGGAAUAACAUUACAGGAUAUAGUGUGUCCCUGCAUCAGCAAUGUAAGAUUGCAGGUUUGUGGGACAGUUCUGGACUUGUACUUUGGAAUGGCCUAAGCAAGCAGCUCAAAUAAGGAUGGGAUUGCCACAAGCUCCUAUACAUGAAUUAUUGUUUGCAUAGUGAUCAGAAUGCUAUGCUUUUGGAUCCACGUUGUGGAGGAUGAAGGGUAGAGGUGGGUAGGGGAACCAUUGUGUAUUUUGACACGUCCUAGUUGGCAGUCUUAUUACCAUUCAGUCAAACUGAGGUUCUUGCACUCUGUUCAGGGCCAAGGCACUGCUACUCCUCAAUGCUGUGUUCUUGCAGACCACUCUGUUCCUUUGGCUCUUUGAUUAUUCCAGUGGGGCUCACACCUGCGUACUUGUUUGGUAGGGGAGCUCUAAUCUGCCCUCCUCCCGUGCUGCUUGGAUCCCCUACUUUUAAACCCCAUCACAUCACAAUCAUGAUCAUCAUCAUCACCCUGACUGCACUCAUAUUCUUAACCUUUGAGAUUCUUCAGCACAUUGCACAGUUCACCCUGUGAGUGAGAGAGUGCUUUAUUGCUCUCCCUGAAGAACAGUUGCUUUUUAGGUCUAGAAGCAUAGCGAAAGAGCUUACACUAGGAAAGCUGUGUCAUAAUUAGUCUUGGCUUUGCUGGAAACAUGUAAAUAUUGUCAUCUUCACAAAAACUGAGGAUUUAUCUGGGAGAGGAAAUAGGGAAGAAUAUUGUAAUGUAUAGGAACAAAUACUAGGUUAAUGCUAAGCCAGUUGAGAUCAGUUUUGUGUCAUGAAGAGAAGUGUCAAGUCCUAGCUUAAUCCCUUGGUACUUCCCUACUUCCUCUUUGUUCUGUGGACUCCAGGUGCUCUGUAGUACCUCAGCAUCAUUCUUCAUUACAGUCACUCCCAGGCAUGAGUGGGUCUGGCACUCCCUCUCUGAAAUCCCUGUGCAUUUAAUGUUGUGUUUUACUGUAGGAAAAACCCAGAUCCUGAUUCCAGUGGGUUGAACUGGAUAGCAAGUUAAUUUCUGGGGAGCUGGUUGUCAUCAAUUAAUUCUAGCUCUAUAACUCAGGAGAUUUUUCUUAUUCCCUUUCUCCUUUCUCCUUUCUCCUUUCUCCUUUCUCCUUUCUCCUUUCUCCUUUCUCCUUUCUCCUUUCUCCUUUCUCCUUUCUCCUUUCUCCUUUCUCCUUUCUCCUUUCUCCUUUCUCCUUUCUCCUUUCUCCUUUCUCCUUUCUCCUUUCUCCUUUCUCCUUUCCUUUCUGUCCCGUCCAAGAAUACCCAUGUUGUGCCCCUUUUGUAAACACUUGUCUGCUUCUCCAGUUAGAGGGUGUCCCUUGGCUGGUGUGAGUAGCUCUGAACUUUUCCAAGGGGCUGCUCCUAUAUAAACCUCAACUUUGUAUUAAUAAUAAAUAAACAAACCUUCUCCACCCCUUAGGCUGUUAUAAUGGGUUCUUUUCCCAACUUGCACUAUACUUGGUGGAUGUAGUUCUGCCUGCCUUUAGCUACUUGUACAAGGCAUUUCUUUGACUGGGAGUCUCUUGUAACUUGCUCACAAUGCACUGAUUCUGUUUGCUGUCCCUUCACCCUGCUUUAGGCAAAUGAUUUUUAGCUUCUAUGGAGUUGGCCUUGUGUUUUCUAUCACCAGGAGAAAUUUGAACAAGUUCUCUGAUGCACAGAGAGCCUUGUUUGAGAAUUCUGACAGAAUUGUCAGGAAAUCACAUAAGCCUGGGAAAGUUGAAGGCUGUCACAAGAAAUGAAUGCUGGGGCCUGUUUUGUUCUGAGCAUUCCCCCUUGGUAAGGAGAGGACAUCUGCUAAUCUCAAGAGUCAUGCCCACUAAAACUUUUCAGUUUUACUUAGAAUUUAGCUGUGUUUUGGUUUGGAGUUUCCCAGAUUAUUCCCUCUUGGUUUUGAGUUCCUCUAUUAUUAAUGCAGAUUAUUCUAUAUGCUAUGUCUCCAGAGAUCCUUCAGAUUUGCAGGACAAAAGUAGAAGGCACCUACUAUGGCUGGGAUUACAGAAUGUGCAGGAGAAAAUGCGUUAGAUUCUAAUCAAGUACUGUCUAAAAAGAAAUUUGAACUUUCAUUCUUAAACUUCUAAAUACCGCAAGAGUAAUGUGAGGGUCUCCAGUGUAUUUGUAACUUGACAAACUUUUCAUCGUCCCUAUUGAUGCUGGCAAUGCAGUGGAUAUGGACACUGGGUUUGGCUCUGAAGUUGCCUAGAAUAAAGGCCAGUGUUGCUGCACCUGCCACAGGAGUGGGGAGCAGAGCACUUCAUCGUGAUCCAUGAAGGCUUUCUGCCUGCGCUACAAGGAGCUGUCAGCUGCCCUGCCUUGCUCACCCAGGGGGGAAGGACACAACUGCAGAAUGAAGGUAGCACAAGUGGCUAUUUUUGAUGAUGCCAUCACAUCAUCAUAAAACUUUUAAUACCCUGAACCUUUGCAAGUGGGCUUGAACCACUCAGUAAUAACAGAGUAUAAAUGACAAAUCAGUUCAGCACUCAGAAUGUUGGAGUCAGGAGUGUGUUUGGCAUCAGCCUCUUAAAAAUUUGCAUUGUGAAACAGAAUAUGAUUUCAGAAAUGUAAUGCAUUGCAAACUGCUUUUUAAGAAUAAAGCCCGUUGAGGACAAGAGAAGAACUUAAGAAUAAGAUCAUUGUGGUAAUUCUGAAUUGAUGCAGUAUUUGUGCAUCAACUACUAUGUGGAAGGCCGUUUAAACACAUCUCUGAUCAGACCAGCUCUAGAUUUUAGGUGAAUGUGCUUUACAAUAGUAGUUGUGAUCAGUUUGUGCUGAGAGUGCUAAGGAGGUGGUGUAUACACACGCGGACACACACACAUCUGCGUGUGCAUAUUUGGGGCGGGGGAGGGCUGGUAAUACUCAGAACUUCUUCAAUUUUAAUUAUUUCAGCUUCUCCGAUGGCAGUUACAAAAUCUGUAUGAGCAACAAGGUCAGGCUAAGCAGACAUCCGAGCAAGUGACACUGAAAUGCACACAGUAUCAUUUCUGAGGUAGAAGUGACUUCAUUAGGUUAGUAUCUUCCUGGGGCACUAUAAUGUAUUGGAGAGGACUAAGGGACACUAACAGCCUCCAGGUUUAGGAUUAACUGCUCUAGGCUUUUCCCUCUCAGUGACCAUAAGGCAGUUCUGAGUAGCUGACAAGGUAAAUGGCAGAAGAUUCAGUGUCUCAUCCCCAUGGGCUGGGUUUACUACACCAGAGCAGUAUCACAGCCCAAGAUUGGAUCCACCCAGGUGUGUGUGCACACACUGGCAGAGAUCUGUGCAAGGUGUUGCAUCCUGAUCACUCACACAGUCAAUUUUAUCCUGUAUCACUGAAUCUACUAAGCAUAGGAAUAGGAAUUGUUUUUCAUACAGCAUAGUUAAGCCUUUUUUUGACACAUAUAUUUCUAAAUUGAAUUAAAUGUCUUGAUUCAAAUCUAACUUACAAGGACACCUUACUUACUGGCAGCAGAUCCCAGAGUGGAAAUUCAGUUGCAUUUUGUUUUCUACACUCAGACUUCAGAUGCAUUUAUAAGGAAAGUACUGCACUUCUUCUUAACCUUUUCAAACCUUUGAAUCUGUUAAUUUCACAGCAAUUUGUACAUGUUAACUGAAUGAAACCUUGGCAAGCACUACGGCAAUAAGUUAUCAUUAAUUAUUGAAACAUGAUAACUGCUUUAGAGCUUAUGGUUCUGGCAGCAAAAUUUAAUGCUGUUUCUUUUAAUAAUAGUUAAGCCAUAUCAUCUGAGGUUUCUGGCUUGUUUGAGAUGUGAAUUUGUUUUAUAGAUUAUAAAUAUACCUAUAUAGUGUAUGUAUAAAGCAAAAUGCCUGUCCUUACUGAUUAUUUUUUGUACCAUACUGUAAAUUAUAUUAUUUAUUCUUUACCAAUUUUGGAAAAAGGUGUUUUGGUUAUUUAAUAUAAUAUACAAAAGCUGUUAAACUUCUGUUUAAAUUUCCAAUUCAACUUGUAAAGCUGUUUUUAUUCUUGUGCAUAAAUACAUACUAAUACUUGGUCUAA